Peronospora matthiolae is the source of this 942-nucleotide messenger RNA. Lineage: Eukaryota; Oomycota; Peronosporomycetes; Peronosporales; Peronosporaceae. The record is from the annotation of a GenBank genome assembly.
AUGUGCGGCAGUUUAUGCGAUGCGGUUCUUGUGCUGGUGUGUGGCCUACCAGCUGCUGGGAAGACGACACUAGUGAAGCAGCUAGUGGCAAGUGGCAAUACCUCAUCGAGGUUGUAUGAACGACUAUCCCUCGACGACCUGUACGAGCAACGAGCGAUCGAUGACGGGAUCAGCAACCCGGCCGAAUUUAAUCCUGACAUAUGGAAAGCGAGUCAACACGAAAUGGUGCUGCGAGUACGCAAUCGUUUGACCGAGAACGCAUCGGCUGCAAGAGGCGAGUCGAGGAUCCAGCUCGUGCUGCUCGUUGACGACAACUUUUCAUAUCGAAGCCAGCGCAAGCGCUAUUUCCAUCUCGCCACUGAGCUGCACUGCGGCUUUGGUGUUUUGUACAUGAACGUUGCGGUGGCAAAUUGCCGUGCGCGGAAUGCUGGUCGAGCCAAGACUGGUGAUGCUGGCGCACAAAUUGCUGACGAGGUAUUUGAGCGGAUGGUGGCAGUUUUCGAGGCACCGAAUGGCCGUCAAAAUCCAUGGGAGGUGAACACGAACGAGGUGAAAGAAGUGGGCGACGGCUCUGGAAUUGGAGAUGUCAUGAACGCCUUGAUCGAGCGGGCAGACCACGAACUUAAAAGACGUCACCUACUGCAGAUGGAGGUGCAAAGGGGGUCAGCUCAGCAGCUCUGUGAUCGCCUUUCAACGCAGCAAAAUGUGCUCCAUCGCGUUGACUUACGGCUGCGUCAGUGGAUAUCCGCUCAACUUCAGGACGGGGCGACAUUACCAGCAGGGAUGUCAAAGUCGCAAUUUGCUGGCCGACUGAAUCGGCGCCGUAAAUGUUAUCUCGCGUCGAUAAAGCACUCAUACGGCAACACUCUAGAUCGCCUACAUGACGGGUCUGAGGAGGAGAUGCUGAUCUCGUUGGUACUCCAAUUCCAGCAUCAAAACUAG